AUGAUCUCUUUGCUUGGCUAUGUCAUCAAUAAGGAAGGAGUUCUCAUGGGCCAAGACAAGGUCACCGCUGUAACUAACUGGCCAAUCCCCACCACAGUUAAGGAGCAACAGAGAUUCUUGGAGUUCACCAAUUUUUACCUCCACAGCCGCCUCACUACCUUCCAUCUCAUACCGGCUACAGUGAAUCAGACUGAGGCUCGGGCAGCUUGCAGAGAAAAUUACAUCGACCUCGUCACUCUUUACUCUGAUGAAGACAACACUGAACUGGAUAAUAGCAGUUACGGCUGGAUCGGUCUCUAUCGCGGUCAGUUCAGUGAGAAAUGGUCUAAUGGUGAUCCUGUAACAUUCAGAAAUCUGACAGGGGAUUGUGGGACAUCGAGCUGCUGUGCUGCUAUGAAACCUGAUGGUUCAUGGGAAAGUGCUCAGUGCACAGGGACGAGAUAUUUCAUGUGCUAUGAACAAGCUGCUUCUUCUCAGACUCCUAAUUAUCAUCUAAUCCGUGAGAAUAAGACCUGGUAUGAAGCUCAGCGUUACUGCAGGGGGAACUACACUGACCUGGUCAGCAUCAGAGAUCAGCAGCAAAAUGAAGAGGUGAAGAUUAAAGGGUUAAACAGCAGCACGUCCUUCUGGAUCGGCCUGCUGCGUGAUGACUGGCAGUGGACUGAUGGAGGAAACUCCACCUACAGAAACUGGGCGAGUGGUCAUCCUUUAUCAUCACCAUACAACUGUGUACGAGCGUGGCUAGGGAAAUGGAUUUCAGAGCCGUGCAGUAGUAAUUACCCCCCUCUGUGCUACGGUAAGUGGCGACUUCUGAGUGGACCUCUGAGUGAAACAUGCCACUGAAAUGUUUAUAAAACGGGAAGAUCCUGCCUGACUUGCAAAAACAAGGAGGAACCAUGACGGCACCCUAAGCACUUGCUCUAAGGAGAACUGAUCGAUUUAAACUGUUACUUUAAGUGAAAUGACCGUCUAAAUAUUACAACUUGCACAACUGUGUUGGCUAUUAUUCCUUCAGAAAACGUUUGGUUUACCAAAUGGCGUCUUCUGACUGGAAAAGAG
Molecule: messenger RNA, 1059 nt
Organism: Pangasianodon hypophthalmus (striped catfish)
Lineage: Eukaryota; Metazoa; Chordata; Actinopteri; Siluriformes; Pangasiidae
Product: macrophage mannose receptor 1-like
Exons: 3
Coding region: 1-843 (280 amino acids)
Source: RefSeq, a predicted model, not a curated record